AGAUGGGGCUUGAAAAUAUAGUACUUAACAUCAUUUUGAGAAGAAACAAAGACACUUCUAUUUUAAUUCAAUUUUCACGAAUCUCUUACCCUCUUCAUUUAGGACAAUUAUUAUCUACAGGGACUGUCAAAGGAAAGGCCUCUUUCUGCACUGGAUUCAGAGAUCAACGCUCCGUACCAAUUAUUGGCGCGCCAAUUCUCCCGGUUCCCUCCGUCUUCGAGCUCCAUCGCUGCGUUCUUCCUUCGCCGUUUUCUCAUCUUCCUGCUCUCUUCAGAUAUAUGGAGUCUGCAGGAGGUCUCAGUUUGUAUCCGUUGCACCGUUGUAAGACUAUUCAUCUGGUGAGACAUGCCCAGGCAGUUCAUAAUGUUGCGAUGGAAAAGGAUCGCAGUUUACUUCAGUCUUAUGAUUACUUUGAUGCUCGACUUUCCGAUUUAGGAUGGCAACAGGUUGACAAUCUGGGCAAGCAUGUGCGAUCAUGUGGAAUUUCUAAGACAAUUGAGUUAGUCAUCGUCUCCCCCUUAUUAAGGACUAUGCAAACAGCAGUUGGAGCCUUUGGUGGAGAUGAGUACAAAGAUGGUACGAAUGUUCCUCCAUUAAUGGUUGCAAAUGCAGGGGGCAGCAACCAUCCUGCAAUAUCAAGUCUAAACUGCCCGCCAUUUUUAGCAGUAGAGCUUUGUAGGGAACGUUUGGGUGUUAAUCCAUGUGAUAAGAGGAGUAGCAUCAGCGAAUAUCGGUCGCUUUUUCCUGCAAUUGACUUUUCAGUGAUUGAACAUGAUGAUGAUAUCCUAUGGACACCAGACACCAGGGAGUCGAAUGACCAGAUUGUAGAGAGGGGACUGAAGUUUCUGGAUUGGCUGUGGACUCGGAAGGAGACAGAGAUUGCAAUUGUCACCCACAGUGCAUUCUUAUUUGAGCUCCUGAAAUGUUUUGGAAAUGACUGCCAUCCAUCUAUUAAGAGCGAAAUCAGCAAAUUUUUUACAAACUGUGAGCUUCGAUCCAUGGUUAUUGUUGACAAGAGUAUGAAGGGAUCAGAUCCCUCGAGGACUAAUUACCCUGGCAAGAUUCCUCAAGGUCUUGAUCUUCCCAGUGACGCUGCCACUGAGAAGCAUCCAAGAAAGGAGCUACAGGUAACGCUGUAGCUUGAAAUAGAUACGCCGUUCAUUUUCUCUUCAUGGGAACACCAAUUCAAUCCUGUCAGCAAGGUUCUUAGUUCAUUCCAUUUUUGGGGGCUUUUUUUACUCCAAUGAAAGUCUUCAAAAUUCAGUUAGGCAUGAAUUAGGUCAGUUCAAGCCUGCAAUAUGGCAAUGGUGGAGCUGUCUCCUCAGAUCCAAGGUACAUGUUUCUGCCAUAUUUCAGUAGUUGUGGGUAUCUAUCUGUACUCUUAAUUUGAUUUACAGUUAAUAAAAUUUACGCCUUCCAUGUGCAAAA
This is a messenger RNA of Cucurbita moschata (crookneck pumpkin), 1428 nucleotides long. RefSeq names its product phosphoglycerate mutase-like protein. The record is from RefSeq and is a predicted model, not a curated record. Lineage: Eukaryota; Viridiplantae; Streptophyta; Magnoliopsida; Cucurbitales; Cucurbitaceae. Gene Ontology annotation, molecular function: phosphatase activity. Gene Ontology annotation, cellular component: cytoplasm.